GUUGGGGGCCGGGGGUGCCCGGCAUGUCGGGGCGGCAGGCGGAGGCGCUGCCCGCCUGCUUCGCGGGGCUGGGUGCGGGCAGCCCCCGGCCGCGGCAGAAGCGGGGCGGCAUGUUCUGCAGCGUGGAGGACGCCUUCGACAACAAGACGCUGGAUUUCCCCUCGCUCGGCGCAGCCCGGCCCCGCGGCCCCGGCCCCAGCCCCGCUCCCGGCCCGUCCGACGGGCACGGUGCCGCUGUCCCUGCCGGCAGCCCCGGGGGGGCCGCGCCGCCGCCCCGCUGCACGGGGACCGCCACCACGGGAGAGCCGCCCGACGGCUGCCGGCAGAGUGAUCAGCUUCUAAUCAAGGGAGGAAAAAUUGUCAACGAUGACCAGUCAUUUUAUGCAGACAUUUAUGUGGAAGAUGGUUUAAUAAAACAAAUUGGAGAAAACUUGAUCGUGCCCAGUGGGGUGAAGACGGUUGAUGCCUACAGCCAGAUCGUUGUGCCGGGCGGGAUAGAUGUGCAUACGAGGCUGCAGAUGCCCGUGAUGGGGAUGACCUCUGCCGAUGACUUCUACCAAGGCACGAAAGCAGCCCUGGCAGGAGGAACCACAAUGAUCAUUGACCACGUGUUCCCCGAUGCCGGGACGAGCCUUCUUGCUGCGUAUGAGCAGUGGAGAGAGUGCGCCGACAGCAAAGCCUGCUGUGAUUACUCACUGCACGUCGACAUCCCUCGCUGGCAUGAGAGCCUGAAAGAGGAGCUGGAAGCCCUCGUGAAAGACAAAGGUGUGAACUCCUUCCUGGUUUUUAUGGCUUAUAAAGACAAACUUCAGUGCACUGAUGCCCAGAUGUAUGAAAUAUUCAGCAUUAUUCGAGACUUGGGGGCCAUUGCCCAAGUGCAUGCUGAAAACGGAGACAUCAUUGAUGAGGAGCAGAAGAGACUGUUGGACCUUGGGAUUACGGGGCCAGAGGGGCACGUCCUGAGCCGCCCGGAGGAGGUUGAAGCAGAGGCGGUGUACCGGGCCAUUACAAUAGCAAAACAAGCCAACUGCCCCUUGUACAUCACAAAAAUAAUGAGCAAAGGUGCAGCAGAUGUGUUAGCCCAAGCAAAGAGAAAAGGCACUGUUGUGUACGGAGAGCCCAUCACCGCCAGCCUCGGCACCGACGGCUCGCACUACUGGAGUAAGAACUGGGCCAAGGCCGCAGCCUUCGUCACCUCUCCCCCCAUCAGCCCUGACCCGAGCACGCCGGACCGCCUCACCUCCCUGCUGUCCUGCGGGGACCUGCAGGUGGUGGGCAGCGCCCACUGCACGUUCACCACCGCCCAGAAGGCAGUGGGGAAAGACAACUUCACCCUCAUUCCCGAGGGAACAAACGGCAUCGAGGAGCGAAUGGCGAUAAUUUGGGAAAAGUGUGUGGUCCCAGGGAAGAUGGAUGAGAAUGACUUUGUAGCCGUGACCAGUACAAAUGCUGCCAAAAUCUUUAACUGCUACCCCAGGAAAGGGCGAAUUGCAGUCGGCUCUGACGCAGACUUGGUCUUGUGGAACCCCAAGGCGACAAAAAUUAUCUCAGCAAAAACCCACAAUUUGAAUGUGGAGUACAACAUAUUUGAAGGCACGGAGUGCCAUGGGGCUCCUACUGUGGUCAUAAGUCAAGGAAAAGUUGUUCUUGAGGAUGGGAACCUGUGUGUCACCCAGGGGUCAGGUCGCUUCAUUCCCAGAAAGACGUUCCCUGAUUUUGUUUAUAAAAGGAUAAAGGCAAGAAACAGGCUGGCCGAGGUGCACGGCGUCCCGCGGGGGCUGUACGACGGGCCGGUCCACGACGUCGUCCUAAGCACGAAAGCCGCGGCGCCCACCACAGCAUCGAGGAUGGCGGCCUGCGUGGGCAAAGUGCCGUCCGUCCCCGUGCGCAACCUGCACCAGUCGGGGUUCAGCCUGUCGGGGUCACAGGCAGAUGACCACAUUGCCCGGCGCACGGCUCAGAAGAUCAUCGCCCCUCCGGGUGGGCGCUCCAACAUCACCUCCCUGUCCUGAUGCCGCGCUGCUGCCUGCUGCGCCCGGCCGCCCGCGGCGCUGCCUCCUGCCCACGGCAGCCCCACGGCAGGGGCUGGGGCUGGGGCCGAGCCGGGAAAGGCACGGUUGGUUCCCUCAAGCUCAGGAUGAAAGCGAGGCAUUCGUCAGAUACCCCGGGCCCCUUCUUCUCUUAGGUAGAAAAUAGACGAAGCCAACCCAAGAGGUAGUGGUGAUAGUAGUGCCCAUCUGCAUUCCUCCCACUCCGUAGAGCUCCCAGUCUGUAUUUCUUACCUAGAUACUCAGAAAGCCCUUAGCAUAUGCAUGCCAACACCUAGAGGUACGUUUUGAAGUGUGUUCAGCGGUGCUGCUAGCUGUCUUGUGACCAGGAUGACCUGAAGGUGCGUUUGGCUGGACUGUGCUCCUUUCUGGCGCUGUCACUGCCCUUCCUACUCCAAGGACUUUUUGGUGAUGCACACUUUGUACACAGCACAUCGGGGCUGUUGUGCUUGCAGCUCUUUACACCAUCUCCUUGGGCAGCUCGGGCAUGCUCCAGGAGCCGUCACUGAGGAGAGGCGCAGUGGUUCGAGCCCACAGCGCGGCCAACUUUGGCCGUAGCAUCCCUGGGGCUGGUGCAGGUGCUGUCGGGGCAGCCCAGGGUCGUGGCUGCGUUCGUGGGAGCCACGUGUCCGGUCUCCUGUAGUCUUGUUAGGCUUGUUUUUAAAGGUUAUUUAUACAGUUUUUCAAGUACCAAGUGUAUGUCCAAUAAAAGGCUCAUUUGAAGGCCAGUUCCAUAUGACAGACUUUUUUAUAAAGGCUACUCUACCCCGUUUAUUAUAUUUAAAGGUACGUUCAGUAAAAGUGAACCUCUAUGCCACAAAGCUAUGCAUGGACCUCUGACAGAAUGGAUCACAUUUGGGUUUUGUUCCUUGCUUGGAAUAAAGUUUGUUGGAAAUCCUGAAACGAUGGAA
Molecule: messenger RNA, 2959 nt
Organism: Anas platyrhynchos (mallard)
Lineage: Eukaryota; Metazoa; Chordata; Aves; Anseriformes; Anatidae
Gene: DPYSL4
Product: dihydropyrimidinase like 4
Cellular component (GO): cytosol; cytoplasm
Molecular function (GO): hydrolase activity, acting on carbon-nitrogen (but not peptide) bonds, in cyclic amides
Source: RefSeq, a predicted model, not a curated record